UCGGUGUUUUAGUGAAUUCCCACCGAAACGUUUUCGAGUAGAAAUCAGCGGCCGUAUUGCCUGAAGGGACCAUUGAAAGAGUCAUCAGAUGGAACUACAAAGCCCAGAAUGCCAGUGUUUAGGUGCCCGUAUCGAGGGAAGGGACAAGGCUGGGUUUAAAUGGACAGGAUGUGGCUGGUGUUGCUGAGCAGAGGAGGAAGAGAUUGGAGCAGUGACCGGUUCUAGGAAGGACUUGUCACCCUUUACACUGUCUCCUGAACCAUGAGGGCGUGUUAGACGGACCUGCUGACAGACUGGUGGGGUGAGGUGGGGGUGAGAAAAAGUCCUUCUCAAAAAUGGGAGAGUUUGCAGAGUAGCUGAUGGUCAGGCGACUGUGACGCAAGCUGGAACCCUGCUCCAAACCUCCCAAACUUCAUCAACAUGGGUUUCACACUCAGGCUGUUGGCAUCCUUAACCUUCAGCUGGGUGUGUUUCCAUCUGGUGCUGGGAAUGACAGAUCAGGAAAAAGGGACAAUCAGGAACCAAGUUACUGAAAUGUUUGAGCAUGCAUACAGCAACUAUAUGGAACAUGCGUACCCUGCUGAUGAGUUGAUGCCACUGAGCUGUCGAGGAAGAGUUCGUGGAUUAGAGCCAAGUCGUGGUGAUGUUGAUGAUGCCUUAGGAAAGUUUUCACUCACUCUUAUUGAUACACUAGAUACACUUGUUGUACUAAACAAACUGGAUGAGUUUGAAGAUGCAGUGCGAAAAGUGAUACUGAAUGUCCAAUUCGAUAACAAUGUUGUGGUCUCAGUGUUUGAAACAAACAUCCGUGUGUUGGGUGGGUUGUUAGGAGGUCAUGUGAUGGCAACCAUGUUGAAAAGCCAUGGAAACAAGAUGACUUGGUAUAAAGAUGAACUUCUCCACAUGGCUAGAGAUGUAGGAUAUCGACUUUUGCCAGCUUUUAACACCACAAGCGGACUACCAUACCCAAGAGUCAAUCUGAAGUAUGGAAUCUUGAGCCCCCUGUCCCGAACGGGCACAGAAUCGGACACUUGUACAGCUUGUGCUGGAACCAUGAUUUUGGAAUUUGCAGCUCUCAGUCGCCUAACAGAUGAAUCUAUUUUUGAGGAAUAUGCACGGAGAGCAAUGGAUUUUCUGUGGGAUAAAAGACAGAGAGGCAGUGAUCUUGUGGGGACAGUGAUCAACAUCCACAAUGGUGACUGGAUCAGGCGGGACAGUGGAGUGGGUGCUGGAAUAGAUUCGUACUACGAAUAUCUGUUGAAGGCCUAUAUCCUGCUGGGAGAUGAUGUUUAUUUGGAGAGAUUUAAUACACAUUACGCAGCCAUUAUGAAGUACAUUAGUCAACCUCCCCUACUUCUUGAUGUCCAUAUGCAUAACCCUACAAUUAAUGCCAGAAAAUGGAUGGAUUCCCUUCUUGCCUUUUUUCCAGGCUUACAGGUACUAAAAGGGGACUUGCAACCUGCAAUAGAAACUCACGAAAUGUUGUACCAGGUUACGCAGCGACACAAAUUUCUACCAGAGGCUUUUACCACUGACUUUGCGGUCCAUUGGGCUCAACAUCCUUUAAGACCAGAGUUCAUUGAAAGUACUUAUUUCCUUUAUAAGGCCACCAAAGACCCUUAUUAUCUACACGUUGGUAAAUCAGUUGUCGACAGUUUAAACCAGCAUGCACGAGUGCCUUGUGGAUUUGCUGCUGUGCAAGAUGUCCGAACUGGCAAUCAUGAGGACAGGAUGGAUUCAUUCUUUCUGGCUGAGAUGUUCAAGUACCUAUAUUUGCUGUUUGCUGAUGAUAAUGAGUUGCCCUUUAACAUAGAUGACUAUGUUUUCACCACUGAGGCUCAUUUACUGCCUCUUGUCCUAGCCACAGUCUGUCAAACCUGUAGUAGAAAUAUAACGAGUGUGGAAUUGGAAAAGAAUGAAGGUAGUGUCCUUUCCCAUAUGUGCCCCAGUGCUCAAAGCUUGUUUCCUAAUAACCCGUCCUACGCACAGAAAAUAAGAGAGACCUACAGAGAUAUAGUUCUUGAUGCAAGCUCACGGACCUCCACAGAAAGGGACAAGUGUAUGGAACCCCAGCCUAAAUCAUUCCCUUCACUUCAGACAAAAGAUUUUGUUGCUAAUGGAAUGGAUCACGUGGAAAUCCUGAAACAAAUGGGGUUCACUGUAGUGUCAACAAAUGAUGGACGUAUCCAGCUAACACAUACGCCUGAUCAGGCUGCAAGUUCACAAAAUGGUCAGAAUGGCCUGAAGUUUAUUGCAGAAAUCAUUGACCUGGUUCAGGCUCAGACGAGGGGAGAGAUGACAUCGUUUGCUGUGCAGAUUAUAUCUCCCCCAUUUUUGGGACAAGUGGUUUUAGCUGCAGGCCCGGCUCAUUUUGGAAUGGACCUCAGUAAACAGGAACAUGGGGUUAAAGGUACCCUGAUAAAAGCCAUCCCCUACACUGCCUGCUUAGAUGUGGCAAACUCAGAUGAGGUCCAAGGUAAAAUUGUCCUAGCACAACGUGGAGACUGCAUGUUUGCAAUUAAGGCAAGGAAUUUGCAGAAGGUUGGAGCCAUUGGUGCUGUCAUUAUUGAUAAUGUGGAAGGCAGUAGCAGUGAUGCCUCCCCUGUAUUCCAGAUGGCUGGUGAUGGAGAGAACGCCAGUGAUAUCACCAUACCUCUCCUUUUCCUCUUUCACAAGGAAGGCACAAUCUUACUGGAUGCUUUGAAUGAAAACCAAAAUGUAGAUGUACUGUUAAUAGAUAAAUCCAAGCAGCUAGGGAAAGAAAGCAAAGAUGUGGAAAAAUCUACUGGAGAAAUAACAAUCCAUAUCCAAAUUGAGUCUGUAGAUGCCCAGAUUGCUCAACUAGAACUUGGCAUAAGUUCACAGAGCUGUCCAGGGCCAGAGUCAACAGAGCAUUCAGAUGAGAAUGCUGGCAGACUUGAAGAAGCCCAAAGUCAGGAAGUUGGUGAGCUUCCAUCUGAUGCAGAACAGGAAGCGAUUGAAGACUACACAUCUGUACCAUUGGACUUUAAGGAAGAAGUGGAUACUUCUGAAGAAACCGACAAGGAUGAGCUAUAAAUACUGGUUUCUUUCAAAACAAAGUUGCAUUUUGUUUAACUCUGUUUAAAUGCAGAGGGACUGUGCAAUCCUAGAUUUUUCAAAAACAAUGCUGCUUAUAUUAAAUCUAGAAUUCCACUCUUUGUUACCAGCUUUCUGGACAGGUCCUUCAGGACUAAGGAAGUGAGCUAUGAAUGGGGAAGAGAAAUUGCAUUGCCUUAACUAAAGUACAUAUGCUUUUAAUUUAUUUUGAAGGUGGGAAAUCGCCAUCUUUUUAGGAAGUUUCUAAAUACAUAGGCAGAGCUAUAUAUUAGUAAUCUGUAAUUAUGCCUGUCGUGCUACAAUAUUGGGGAUGAUAGUGUUCAGAAUGUAAUCAGGUGGUGAUCACUGAAAUGAACAUUUUGUAGAUUGUAUUGCUAUGGAGGAAGCAAUGAAUUUUGGUUGAACGAGUUGCCUUUUACGAUGCAAAGGAACCAGCUAUUUAAAGUAACUUGCUAUUACUACUGUACACCAGUAGUAUAUAUGCAAAUCAAAAUAGAGAGUGGACCACAUUUUUCAGAGUGAUUUCAAUUUAGGUUUGAGAUGCACCUGGCAAAAUUGACCGAGUUCAACAAACUAUUACUUCCCAACUCUGGCACCUGCAUCAAUGAAAACUUUUCAAUCUACCUACAAUUUCUGUAACACUGACAUGGCGUAAAACUGAACUACAUUUUCAGACUAGCAAUAAAUAUUUAGUCAAUAAUUUAUAAUGGUAGAAAUGCAUAAAUAUUGAAACUGGAUACCAAGUCAUUUGUACAGAAUACAAAUAUGUUCAUGAACAGAUUGCAGGUCCUUUAUACUAAAAUGUUAAGCCAGUAUUCACAGGGUUAAAUUGUAUGCAGGUUAAUUCAUUCAUAUAUCAGGGACUUUGAAGAAAAUUUGUUUAUGAGCCUUCAACUUUUUCCCCAGUGGAAAUGAGUGAAUUUUUUACUACAUGAAAGCAAGUACAAUGACACUCCAGUACUGAAACUCAUUAAAAUUGAGUGUUUGAUACUAUCUAAGAAAUACAGUAAAAUAGGGAAACCUAAUGGCAAUUUCUGACGAUUGGAAUCUGAAUACCUAAAUCUUUUUUGGUUGGUGGGAUGAAAGGAAGUUUUUUGUAAAUUAUCUGACCAACCAAAUUCUGAUAGUAGCUCGAAGUCCAAAUCAAUGCAAUUCUAAACGUUGGUUGUCACUUAGCUACAAUUCAGCAAGAGGCCAAAAAUACACAAGCUGUCAAGAAUCUGGUACACGUUUAACAGAUCAAACCUUCAUCAACCAGGAUAUAACCUACCUCCAAACAACUUGUAUAAUGUCAGACCUUAAGAGGUAUUCGUCACUUGCAUACAUGCUUCUAAAAUGUAUUUGGAGCAGCUUUAAAGAAACAAAUAGAUUUUUAAAUCCCCACAAUGAGGGUUCAGGAAAGGUGGAUGAAGCUUUAAAUUAUAGCAUUGAGUGCAUGUUUGCUUAUUGGCCCUUGUGUCAGUAACUUAAGCACUAGCACAAUUUAAUCAGAUGUUGUAUGUGGGUUUUACUUGUUAGGACAUUUGGUUUCAUUUUUAUAAUGAAACAAUCUGCAGAAGUAUGGGUACAGAUAUACUGCCAUAUUCACUUUGCAAAACAAUUUCAGGUGCUUGGUAAUAUGAAAGUUAUUUAUAAUUUAGAUGUCGGAUCCUGGUCAAAUCCUCAACGCAUGAGAUAUGAAACCUCCUACCGGAGUCAUCACGCCAGUAUAAGUUUGCUUUGGGUGCCAUUCAACUCUAGGCCAGUAUAAAGCACUAUUUUAAAAGACCAUUGUAACUGCUUUUUAAUACACUGCAUCAAGUCUUUAGAUAAAGCAACACUGUCAUGUGUGUUCUAAGAACAAAAUGAUGGUGGAAAGAGCAAAUUUUUGCACACAUGUCAAAGCAUGCAUGCAGCAGAAUGUCAUUGAUACUCACCUGAGAUUAGUCCACAACAUAAGCAUCUGACGUUACCUGUCUCCAAUUGGUAGCUGCAGUUUCAAUAUUGUAUAUUUGUCUGCAUAUCUCCUGUUCAGAAAUGUUACAUUUAAACUUUAUUUUACAUCAGCUUGGACCAUGGAACGUUAAGUCACAUAGUAAAACAGUGAAAUCCAGUUACCAUUUGCUCAUUUUUUAAAAGGCAGGAGUAAAUGUAAGUUGUUUUUUUUUUUGGUUGAAAUGUUACUUGAAGCUUUGGCCCUUCAAAUUUAUUUCAAUACAAUAUUCUUAACAGUAACUCAGGCAGGAUUAUUUUUAUGUAUUCAAAUGAAGUGCUUACCAGCUAUGUAACCUUCAGUGGUUUUUAAUUUAAACAUAACUUGAGUAUUUGUGUUAAUGAAACACUUUGGGCGGAAUUUAAUGUAGGCGAUGGGGAUCUCAUCCGCUGGCUGGAGACCUGUCAUGAUCCCCACAUCGCCUCUUUAGGGAAGGCCUGCCAUAUUAAGUUUUAAUCGGGCGGGCCUUCUUCAGAAUCAAGGAGGGGCAGAAGUCCCCCCUACCAAUCAGAGGUCAGCAGCUCUUCAUCAUUGCUCGGCAGCACCACCAGAGAGGAGGUGGCUGCUGCCAGUAAUAAGGCCUAGAAUCACUGAGGGACCCAAGCCACAGGUGAAUGAUUGUGGGAGGGGGAUUGCAGGGUGGGAGUCAUGAGGAAACGGGUGUAGGGGAGUUGGCAGUAAAGGCAGGGGUUGACUCUAAGUGGACCUCUCCUUUCCAAUGCUGAGUCCCUCAAUCAGGCUCUAAGUACCUUUGAAUGUGGGACCUCCUCCCCCUCCCCUUCCCCGGAAGCCCACAAGCAAUCCUGAUAGAGUUUGCUUUUCAGGCUUCCCGCAUGCUGAGUCACCCACCAGCCACUGGGUGAAUACCAGCGACAGGAGAUGAGGUCCUUAAGUGGGCAUUAAUUGUCCACUUAGGUGUUCAAUUGGCAUCCAUGAGCCUUUCUGCCACUGGGGCAGAGUCCAGAAGGCACUGGGGUCUCCACUCGCCACCCUCCCAGCAGAUACAAUGUCCCCCCACAUCAAACUUGCCAUUGGUGAGGGCAUUAAAUUUUACUCUGAUUUCUUCCCAAGUAUGCUGUGUAUGGCAUAUUAUGAUGCAAUUUUUAUUUUAAAUGCUAAUAUGCAAUAUAUCUUUCACACUCAAACCCAGAUCUCAAAAUUAUUCAAAUUUUUAAGUGUAAUGUUUAAUAAUUUGCUUAGAACUCAAGAACUGUGUUUACUAAUUUCACAGUGGAAAAUUAACACUCUGCUUGCUUUCAUCAUAUUUGUAUUUUUUCUUCCUACCUGCCGCAUGUUUUCCUGUAGUGAUUCCUGCAAGCCCAGGAGAAGGGAGAAAGGGGGAAGGGAGUCAUUUCAUAAUCUUGAUUAAUAUUUAUUCUGCUUCUGUGCAAUUUAUUUUUAUUUUAAUAAUCACAUUGCUUAUUGAUUUUUAAAAAAAAAUGAUCAUCCUGACUAUGCUAUCAAUUUUAUUAUUUGUAAAUGCAGCCAGACGUCCUAUUGCAGUUGAAACUAUAAUUUUUAAUUUUAAUAGUUUUGGUGUAAGUUUGUCAACUAUAGUACUUUGACUCUGCUGCUGCCACUCCUUUUCCUUUAUUAUACAUUAGCUUAAAAUGUGCAUUGUACAAAUGGCAUUCAACUAAAUUUGUUUCUAAGAUGCAAUGUAUAUUCUAAUCUAUCAAGAGUAAAGCAAGAUUUUAAUGGUACAGUUUAAUUCUUCAAAUAUAUUGGGAUUGAAGUUGAUACCUACUGCAGGCCAGUCACUUAUAAUCAAUAGCUUAACACUAUAUAGUACUUGAAAUAGGUUUAUGGUGUUCAUUAUAUGAAUUUAAAAAUAUGUGUUAAAUGAUAUUCAGUUCUAGACCAGGAGCAGUUUGUAGGUCAAAUACUCAUAUGCAUAUUGAGACUAAUUUUAUAAACAAUGCUGCAGAACAAAAGUUUACCUAGUUAUCUGUCUCAUUUGGAUGUGCAAGUAAAAAUUGAGCAGAAAGAUUAUGCAGAUAAUCUAGUCAGUAUUUUUAAUUUUUUGCCAAGAAUAUUAUUGGCUAUUUUCGUAAAACAAUAUUAUUUCUGCAUUAAAUUGUUUUCAGGUUAACAAUUGAGUUGGUGUUUUUGAUAGGAUUCAACCUUUUUUAAAUAAAGUGGAUGGAAAAGCAUUAUUUCUAAAGGUAUAGCUUUUUUGCAGUCUAUGCAAUAAAGUUAACAGCAGUAAAGUGUGCCAAAAUGGCUUAGGAUUAGUUUAUAAUAACUUCUGGCCAAUUUUAAUGGGUUAGUUUUUUUAUUCUAAAAAAGAACUGACUUGAAUUUGUAUAGAUCCUUUCACAACCUCAGGCUGUCCCAAAAUUUGUUACAGCUAAUUAAAUACUUUUUGAAACGUAGUUGCUAUUGCAAUGUAUGAAACAUGAAACCUAAUUUGCACACAAGAUCCCACAAACAGCAAUGAGAAUUUUUUUCUUAAUCUAUUCACAGGAUGUGGAUAUUGCUGGAAAAUCAGCAUUUAUUGCUCAUCUCUAGUUACCCCAAGAAGGAGGAGGUGAAUGUUGGGUAGAGUUGCAGGAUUUGGACCAAGUGAAAUAAAUGACCAGAUGAUUAUUUUAUUAUUGUUGUUUGAAGAUGAAGCUCCUCUGCUGUUCAAAUAGUGCCAUAGUUUACAUACACCUGAGAAGGCAGACUGGGCUUUAAAAUCUCAUCUGAAAGACUGUGUACCUCCCAACUGUCAGCAUAGUUGCAUAUUUAAAUCUUGUGAGGUGGUACUUGAACUUCCUAACUCUGAGGUCAGAGUGCUACCACUGAGCUAAGGUUAACAUCUAAAUCUUGUAAUUAGUUUAAUGUUAUUUUGGCAAGUUUAGGCAAAAACAGUAAAUUUUUAGGUGAAUAUUAGGUAAGGUAGAUGCUCAGUCUGAGUGUACUGCCUGGAAAACUUUAUUUAUAUUGCCCUGAUUGAGUAUUUCUGUAGAGUGAAUGAAACUGCUUUUUGAAUGUUUGGGAAUUAAUUAUUUUCUAUGGAAGUGGGAAGCCCUUGCCCCCAUUGGAACAUGGUUCUAGUAAAUCUGAGACACGGGAGAAGUCAGAAAUGCCAUUGUCACAUAUUUAAUAAUGUAUUUUCAAAGAUAAAUAAGUUAUGCCCUGACUCUUUAUAAUUGAGUAGAAUUCACAUCUUGCAUUAGCAAGAUUUUAUUGUAUUAAGUUUUAAAUAUUAAAUGAGAUUGUGUCCUUUAUGCUGUAGCUAUAUUUCCAGUGUAUUGUGGUGCAGAAAUUGUGCUGUUUAACAGCUUAUAUAACACUAAGUACUUAAAUUCUCUUUCUAAAUGGAAAAAAUGCUGAUAUAUGAACACUGGGGAAUGUGAAAGGGAUUUUGAGUGCCUUGUAGAUAAGGAAACUGUAAAGUCGAAAUGGCAAAUACUUUAUAUUGUUACAAAACCAUCAUAUUGUAAAAACAGUUAAGUAGAGGAAAUAUUUUAUUUCAGAGCUUGCUACACAAGUGCUAUUUCAAGUACAAAUUAAAGGACUGCUACCCUGGGAUCAUUGUAUUGGUCGUUUUGCAUGUUCCAGAAACGUGAGUGGAUAAAUGCAAAAUAGAAUUUGCUUUUGUCUUACUGAAAACUUGAAGAUCACAAUUUUUCAUGUAUCCAGGGAACGAUAUGUAUUACCCAAUGGUUUUUUAGCUAUUCCAUUUUUGUGAACAAUUUAGCACCCUCUCAUUAGUUGCGAUUUAGUUUAAAUUACCAUUUGUGAAAUGGUUUGCCAUAGCUUUAAUAUUAUGCCUUUUUUUGUGCACAACCAUAUUCCUUAGUUCUAAAGUCAGUAUGACUAACAUACCUUAUUGAGCAUUUAAGUAAAUUGAUCACCUUUAUCAUGUUAACUUUCUUUGCUGCCCCAUACUUUUCUUCUGGAGAGAGUCCUAUCUCCCAUUGUGCUUGAAAAUUGAUAAUUUGAUUGUCUGGGAUGGAUCUGAAGACUUUGUUUUUCAAGUCUUGUUACUAAAAUAUGAUCAUUAAAAUAAGCAUACUAUUUCCACAUAUCUUGUUGAACUCAAUCAAAACUGGAUUGAUUUUUUUUCACUCAUUCAUAGAAAAUGGACAAAUAAUAUCCACAAGCAACUCAAUUUUAAAAAAAAGUUUUAAUGCUUAAAAAAAAGUGACAUUGGCACCAUAAUUAAUUGGAAUCUAACAUCAUCAGAGUAAGACAUGAAUUAUUCAAAAUCCUAAUGGGAACAAUGAGAGCAAAAUCAAAUGGUUAAUGGGUACAACUACUAAACUUAGUGUUAUUUCUUAGUUAUUCACUACUGCAAUUAAUGUAAUUGUGGCUGAAUUGUAUAAAUAAACCUGUUUUUUUAUAUAGCUGGCUAAAUUUCAAUGUACAUUUUCAGGGAAGUUGAAUCAUAUUUCAGUGUUCCAGAGAAUUUAUGAAUGCUUUAAUCUAUAUAAGGGGCCUCAUUGUAGUUUUAAUUUUGAUUGAGGUAUGUUGACAAUAAAAAAUGUGUGCACAAAUGAUGAACUUUUACAAAUACUUUGUCUUUAAAGUCUAAAUGUUGAGUGAAAUGUAUAAUAAAUAAUAUCUAGUCACUGUAGAAUUGAAGAUAUUUUUAAAUUGGAGGGUUAGGGUGUUCAUGUAAACAACAGAACAAUAUUGAGAAGCUCUUGCCAGUAUCGUUUCAGUUUUGACAUAUGACCACCACUUUCUCAGGACAGAAUUGUUUAAUUGCUCUCUUCAAAAAGGUGUUUUUGACAUUGUACAAGGUAAAGAAAUAUUGUUAGUUUACACUCUUUAACUGUACCUCAUUUUGGGCCAUUCUACUUUGAUAAGUGAGAUGCAGGAUGAAAAAUGAAGAGGCAUAUUGCUUAUUUACCAUCCUGAGCUAUAAUUCAAAAUCAAAAUGCUUCUGAAGCUUAUCCAAGAUGUAAUCUGCAUCUUGCAGUGUUGUCAUAUUAAGGAUGACAUGAAUGCCAUGUUAAUAGAUCUUGCAUUCAAACGAAAAAUCCAAACACAUUUUGAACUAUAGGCAAAAGCUAAGAAAUGAAGAACAAUACAGGUGUUUUGGAAUUUACCAUUUGCAGCAACUGUUCACACAGAAUCCUGUACUGCCUCGAUGCUUUAAUAGUCAGAUGUGUUUUAAAAGUCUCAUGUGCUCCUUAAAUAUUGUUAUUGGAUAUGAGUUACAGAUAUUGAGUUGUCAAUUAAUAAUGGACAAAUUUAAUACAUCUACACUUUGUUUGUAAUUGUAUAAUUGGCAGGGCCAAUACAAAUUUGUCAUGGAAACCUU
Molecule: messenger RNA, 10310 nt
Organism: Carcharodon carcharias (great white shark)
Lineage: Eukaryota; Metazoa; Chordata; Chondrichthyes; Lamniformes; Lamnidae
Product: ER degradation-enhancing alpha-mannosidase-like protein 3
Exons: 20
Coding region: 421-3057 (878 amino acids)
Biological process (GO): carbohydrate metabolic process; endoplasmic reticulum mannose trimming; mannose trimming involved in glycoprotein ERAD pathway
Cellular component (GO): endoplasmic reticulum; membrane
Molecular function (GO): calcium ion binding; mannosyl-oligosaccharide 1,2-alpha-mannosidase activity
Source: RefSeq, a predicted model, not a curated record